This is a messenger RNA of Botrytis byssoidea, 3594 nucleotides long. RefSeq lists its product as uncharacterized. The record is from RefSeq and is a predicted model, not a curated record. Gene Ontology annotation, biological process: regulation of DNA-templated transcription; DNA-templated transcription. Bases 552 to 3239 code for a protein of 895 amino acids. Gene Ontology annotation, molecular function: zinc ion binding; DNA binding; DNA-binding transcription factor activity, RNA polymerase II-specific. NCBI's taxonomy places the organism in Eukaryota, Fungi, Ascomycota, Leotiomycetes, Helotiales, Sclerotiniaceae. The transcript is spliced from 6 exons.
CCCCUCGGAACCACCAAUUUUUAAUCAUUAUGAUAAUCAUCCUCCUUUGAAAGCUCCAGAAAGCUCAGACCAUAAUUAAAACACCCCUAAGGUCGGUCUUGUCGGCCGAAGCAACCCCUCAACACUACUGGCAGGUAUUAUUUACUUCGCCUUUCCCCCCCCUCCCCCCAAAAGUCUAAGUCGCAAUACAUUUCCUGGCUCUCUCAACUCUUUAUUUGGCACCACACUAUAUCAGAUCUCAUCUCGUCUCAUUUCAGCUCAGCAUCUAAUCAAUUUAAUCGUCAUCAGGCCACUGAGCCUUCAGGAUCCACAAACAGCGCCCCAGUCACAAAGAAAUCUCGGCAUCCAGUACAUGACCUAGACUCGAGAAUCAUUAGUACACUGCGAUUAAGCGGAAUCUCACACAAACUCCGGUUCCUUGCGACUGCUCCAAGAAGCUUGUACGAAUACGAAUCAACAUCGACUUGGAUGAUUUAACGGGGACUCUUAAACGACUCCAGUUACUUGCGCUUUUAUUCCGCGUCGACUUGAUUACUAUGCGAUAGUUAACGAUGAUGGAUUCCAUGCACCAUGAUACCAAUACUUUUAUGCCCCAGAUUUCUGCACCGCCCAUAAUGAACCUCCCGCCUCAAAUAUUCGGGGCUUACAACGCAGAUGGUUUACCGGUUUCGACAUUACCCGAUUUGAAUGGUCCAAUUUUUGGUGAUGGAACUCUCCUCGAUGAAAGCAAUGAGGCAAAACGGAGGAGGAUAGCGCGGGCUUGUGAUAUGUGCCGGAAGAAGAAGAUUAAGUGCGAUGGAAAGUUACCAGCUUGUACGCAUUGUAUCAACUACAAAACAGAAUGUGUCUUUACACAAGUCGAGAAGAAGAGGAAUCCCCCCAAAGGAGCGAAAUAUAUCGAGGGCCUUGAGAAUCGUCUAGGUCGCAUGGAGAGUUUGUUGAAGCUAUCUGGCCUCCUUAGCGAAGAAGAUGGUGGACGAACGGAUCUGGGAACAUUGGAGAAGAUAUUACAGGAAAAGAAUCAAUCGCGGAGAGCAUCUGCUGUGCCUGCUUCAAGCGCAACGUCUCCGACUCAAAGUACCCCGGGUGGCCCGCCCGAAGCGAAUGGGUCGACCCCUAAGAGUACUAUCGCAUCGCCGGAACCAAAUAAAGAGUCCGAGAAGCGACAUAGCAAAGGCAGUAAAAGUGGAGAGACUGGUGAAAAUGGGGAGCCCGUCGAGGCACUUUCAGAUAUGAUGUGCUCCUUAAUCACAAAUAACUGUGGAGAAACAAGAUAUAUAGGAUCAUCGUCUGGGUUCUCCAUAUUUUCGCCAAAGGGCAUCUCAUGGGUCAAUGAGAAAACAGGCGAUUCAUCCUUCCAAGAGAUGAUAUCUUCUGCUUCCGUGGACGAUAAUAAAAUGAUGUAUUGGAAGCCGGAAGUAUUUUCGGAUUUGUUUGCACGACCAAUAUGGAGGCAGCUUCCUCCCAAAAACGAGUGCGUGUCCUUGCUCAAGGACUUUUUUGAAAAUUUUAAUUGCAUGUUUCCCCUUUUUCACCAACCUACUUUCAUGCAUUUGGUUGAUCGACAAUACUCCAACGAUCCUUAUGAAGGCUCCGGAUGGUGGGCAAGUCUCAACUGUGCCCUUGCCAUUGCUCAUCGUCUCCGCGUCAUGAGUCAUCUCGUGCCACAAGAGGAAGACACAAAAGCUUGGGGCUACCUCAAAAAUGCCAUGGGCGUUUUCACUGAGCUUACGAUGCGGAACACUGAUUUACUCAGCGUGCAAGCUUUGCUGGGAAUGGCUUUGUUCAUGCAGGGCACACCAAAUCCGCAGCCUUCUUUCUUUCUUGUAGCAGCCGCUAUUCGACUUUCACAUAGUAUUGGACUUCACAAACGUGGAUCCGGCUUCAACCUCAAUCCGGUUGAGAUUGAGCAACGCAAACGUGUAUUCUGGAUAGGAUACAUGCUAGACAAAGACAUCUGCUUACGCUCAGGAAGACCCCCUGCACAAGAUGACGAUGAUAUGCAUGUCGAAUUACCGAGUGCUGACCCCGAAGACAACAUUGGCAAUAUCCCUCUAGCCGAUGGAAAAGGGAAAGUUAACCUCUUCCGCUUGAUGUGUGAAUUCUCAACUAUUGAGAGCAAAGUAUACAAGCAGCUUUAUUCGACUAAGGCCUCAAAACAAUCAGAUGGAGAACUUCUGAACACCAUAGGGGAGCUUGAUUCUCAACUUGAAGAAUGGAAAGACAGUAUCCCAGUCGACUUCCGUCCAGAGCACGAGAUCAAGGCUUCGCAUACCCCGUUAAUUCUCCACGUCGUUGUCCUUCAUUUCGCUUACUAUAAUUGCCUCACUACAAUUCACCGAAUGUCUGUUCAUCACGGAUAUUGGACUAGCCGUCUUUCUAAUUACGCUAUUCAAGGCCUGAAUGCUAGACCUCUAAAUCCUCGUGUCUUUUCCUCGGCCGCAUUGUGUGUAUCUGCUGCUCGGGCUUCCAUACAUCUUAUCAAAUAUGUUCCCCAGGGCGACUUCGCUUGUGUUUGGCUCAUUCUCUACUUCCCCGUUUCCGCGCUAGUAACACUCUUCGGUAACAUUCUACAAAAUCCUCAAGAUCCUCGAGCACGCUCUGAUGUUCGUCUCAUGAACCUUGUUGUUAACUUCCUUUCCAUGUUGGGCACUGAGGAAGAAAAUGGAGGUGUAAAACGCAUGCUUGGAGUCUGUUCAGAGUUCGAGAGAAUAGCGAAAGUCGUUUUGGAUAAAGCAGAAAAGGAGACAUCAUCAAGAAGGAAACGAAAGAGUGGCGAUGAUUCGACCAAAGCGUCGCAUAUGCCUAAGCCUAGUCAACCACGAACUCCUAUGAACACUACUCAAUCCCCCAUGCCUGGAGUCUUCUCUCCUAACUCGACGAACCAAAUGAACUUUCAGAACGGGUUUAGCCCCAUGCAAGGAGCUUCUCCGAACUCUAAUUGGCAAUCUGACUUUGGUCCCUCUGGAGGUGAUUUUAUGGGACAAAAUACAGGGACACCAUUUGGGAGUGUUCAAGGCUUUACAAAUGGAAAUGAGUUCAACUCCCCAUUAAAUCCAAAUUCUUUCCAACAACCUUUUGUUCCUCAGGAUCUUUGGCAGAUGCCAAUGACCCUUGAAUGGGACUGGGCAGAAAUGACAGGGGGCGCAUAUCAAAGUUUCGAAAAUGGCGUUAUGGGAGACCCUAAUCUUCAUAUGAACGAUAAUUCACAUCUACAAAAUCAGGGAGGGGGAAUGUAAACCAAGGAUAUUGGCGUUCUCAUAUAGGGAGAUAUCUGGAGAUCAAGGUGUUAUGAUAGUACUGGGCAUAGGAGGGGUUUACAUCUGGCAUAAAUCAAGGGCUCAUAGCAGUCGCUUUGCAUGAUGGUUAUGGCGCUUUCUGGGAGGAUUCGGCUGGCUUGAGGAUGGUUACCUUUAGCUUUAUAAGAGGUUCAUAGGGACGGGUGUAAAUUGGUAUCUCCUCUGAUCCUGUUACUGCAAGGCUACAUUAUGCCAAACCAAUGUAUUUUAAUGACUUGCUUUGAAAUACGCAAAAUAGGCUUGUACUAUUAAUUUUGAGCGACAUGAAUGUAAAAUAAUAAAAGUUAAAUGCUUA